AUGAACGACACCAGCGGACCGGCGGCUAAGCCGUUUGACCCCGUGUGGGCAGCGGAGAGUAACACUGCACGGAUCAUGGCCGUUGUUACGAUUUUUCACGUGCUGGCACUUUUAUGCAUCGGUCUACGGGUGUAUGCCAGAGUUGUGGCUGUCAAAACGCCUGGGUUCGAUGAUCUUAUGAUAGUUCUCUCCGGUCUCUGUGCUCUGGGAGGUUGGGUCAUCUUCGUCAUCCAGGCAAACUACGGCCUAGGAAAGCAUUACCUGACGAUCAGCGAUCAAGAUUACAUGAUGUUCCAGAAAGUUGGGUUCUGGCAGUCUAUCAUCUCUGCUGGAUUGGCCUUCAUGUGGCUUAAGAUUUCCAUUGCUCUCACCCUUCUGCGCCUCAGCGAGAAAAUGGCGCAGAGAUGGUACAGAUGGGCUUUGUGGAUAAUGAUCGGUAUGUCGUGGGUUGAGACCGGGCACUGA
Colletotrichum spaethianum is the source of this 465-nucleotide messenger RNA. RefSeq lists its product as uncharacterized. The transcript has 2 exons. The record is from RefSeq and is a predicted model, not a curated record. Lineage: Eukaryota; Fungi; Ascomycota; Sordariomycetes; Glomerellales; Glomerellaceae. The coding region runs from base 1 to 465 and encodes 154 amino acids.